ACAACCGAUUACACAAGGCCACGCGGCUUCUGGAAGCUUCCCUUGCCUUGCCUUCCCUCUCAACCCAAAUCGCCACGGCUCCCUCCGCCCGCAAGCGCCCUCGGCACGACCGCCGGAUUCGCCUCUGGGUGGGGUUGGUUUUGUCUCCCCCACCACCCACCCACCCCUCUCCUCUCCUCUCCUCCAAGGCUUGGCUUGCCUCGUGUCGUGUGUCCCUCCACCGCCCGCCAUGCCGACGAGGCUUGCCCCCCACCGCCGAUCGCACACGGUACGCUCGCUUCAUAUCAUGCUCCUCGCUAUGAGCUCCUCCCGUUCCUUUUACCCUCCUGUCGAUUUUCACCACUCGCUCUCUGCAAGAGUGAUUUGCUUGUGCGUGUUAUUAAUUAGUUAGUGCUACAACAAUCAUGAGACACUGCUCGAUGCAAGCUCCUCCUGUUCGAUUGCGGGAAUGGAAGUCAACUCACAUGCGAAUUCGGAGGUUCACCUCGCCUCUCUUCUGCUAUGCUGCUAUUGCUAGCCAGUAGCCAUGCCAUGCCAAGACAAAAGCAGAGAGAGAGAGAGAGAGAGAGAGAGAGAGAGAGCGAGCGAGCAUCUGGGGGAAGAAGGGGCGGGGCUCGGGAAGAAACAGAACAGGUCAGCGUUGGCGGGCUGCCCGCUUCCCAGCCGUUCGAUGCAGCUUCGACGGCCGCGAUCUCCCCAACGGACGGCUACUGUUGCACGCACGGGGUCGCCCAGUCAGAGAUCAGAGGAGAGGACAGUUGCCGAGGCCAAGGCAGCCCACCCCGCCCGCCGCGCCGCUUCUUCAUUCCCCCACCACACGCCAUCCCUUGUCCGUCUCUCCGUCCUCUCCUCCCCACCCUCGCCCUGCCCUCGCGCCCGCCGCCGCGCACACGCCAGAUCCGUCUAGACUGACUCCGAUUGGUUUCGGCUUCUUCGCUUCUCCUUCUCGGUCAUAUGAUUGCAAUGAAUCCUGACAUGGUACUACUGUCUUGGAAACAACUUCCACCAACGGUCGAUCCUGUGAAACACUAAGACACCCGUUGCCACUGGAAAGGAGAGAGCAAAGUGAUUUGCUGUCUCCUGGCGAUCGUUGCUCGUGAGGCCUAGUGAUGGCAGAUGCUAGCUCAAGGACUGACACCUCAAUUGUUUUAGACGACAACGACAAGAAUCAUAGGGAUCUCACUACGCAUUGGCACCUCUGAAGGUCUUCGUUGGAUAUGACCAAACUAUUUCAACCAAUUUUGAACAAGCUUUUCUUCAAUUAGUGCUACCCCUAGCCUAUCAGAUGGAGAAUGGAAGUGGUGCGGUUGUACCUUCUAAUUCUUCAGAUAGGUCCGACAGGUCUGAUAAACCUUUGGACCAAAAGACAAUGCGACGGCUUGCCCAAAAUCGUGAGGCAGCAAGAAAAAGUCGGCUGAGGAAAAAGGCAUAUGUGCAGCAGCUGGAGAGCAGUAAGCUGAAACUUGCACAACUGGAACAGGAACUCCAGAAAGCUCGCCAGCAGGGAAUCUUCAUUUCUAGCUCUGGAGACCAAACCCAUGCCAUGAGUGGAAAUGGAGCUUUGACUUUUGACAUAGAAUAUGCUAGAUGGCUAGAGGACCAAAAUAAGCAGAUAAAUGAGUUGAGGACUGCAGUGAAUGCUCAUGCAAGUGAUAGUGAUCUACGACUUAUUGUAGAUGGCAUAAUGGCACACUAUGAUGAAAUAUUCAAGGUCAAAGGUGUUGCUGCAAAGGCUGAUGUGUUUCAUAUACUUUCAGGCAUGUGGAAGACACCUGCUGAAAGGUGCUUCCUAUGGCUUGGGGGUUUUCGUCCAUCUGAGCUUUUAAAGCUCCUAGCGAAUCACCUCGAGCCUCUAACUGAGCAGCAAAUGCUGGGUUUGACCAACCUCCAGCAAUCUUCCCAACAAGCAGAGGAUGCGUUGUCACAGGGCAUGGAAGCACUGCAGCAAUCUUUGGCAGAGACUUUGGCUGGAUCUCUCGGUCCAGCAGGUUCUUCAGGAAAUGUGGCAAACUACAUGGGUCAGAUGGCCAUGGCCAUGGGCAAACUCGGGACGCUAGAGAAUUUUCUUCGCCAAGCCGACAACCUGCGACAGCAGACGUUGCAUCAAAUGCAACGUAUCCUAACGAUCCGACAGGCUUCUCGUGCUCUUCUUGCAAUCCACGACUAUUUUUCACGAUUGCGCGCUUUAAGUUCUCUGUGGCUUGCUAGGCCACGUGAAUAACGAAGGGCCGUCAGUAUUUUGAGUUCCCUCUGCCUUACGGUGCUGCUGCGUCGUUCGCAGCGAUGCAUCACAGAUCUUUGGUGGUACUGUUUUUGUUGUACAAUUACUUUUGGCCGCUGCUUGGUCCAAAUUGUACUCAGGUGGGUGUACAAGUAGGUCAAUAUAAUCCUGUAAGUUAUGGUGAUUUAUGGGUGUGUUAGCAAUGCAAUAAUAAUUAGAGAGGGCAGGAUCAGGGUUUCUGUUGUUUGUACUGGUUAGAGAUUUAGUCCUAAUGUAACUUCCUGGGACAUGGGGGGCGGAAUGGGAAGAGAGUAACAAGAAUCUUCCUUUGGUUACUGUAGUAUAUGUUGGUAUUGUUGCAUCCCAUUUUCUCAUUUUGCUGUUAGGAGAAUGAUUAUUCUGUCCAUUUGUGUACUUUUUGAUUAAUGUUGUUUGUAGCCCCAACAUGAUUAUGGAUAUGACUGCUAGUUCAUUCCCAUUCA
This is a messenger RNA of Zea mays, 2703 nucleotides long. RefSeq lists its product as uncharacterized. The coding region runs from base 1286 to 2221 and encodes 311 amino acids. Gene Ontology annotation, molecular function: sequence-specific DNA binding; DNA-binding transcription factor activity. Gene Ontology annotation, biological process: DNA-templated transcription; regulation of DNA-templated transcription. The record is from RefSeq and is a predicted model, not a curated record. Lineage: Eukaryota; Viridiplantae; Streptophyta; Magnoliopsida; Poales; Poaceae. The transcript has 12 exons.